AACUAUAUAAACCCUCCACCCCGAAAAUAUCGUAUCAAUCUCAGGAACUCCACUCUCACACCUCUCUAUCUCUCUCUGUCUCUCAGAUUUUUUUUUUUUUUUGCUUUUCUGUUCUUGAAAUGAAUUGCCUUCAUUAUCUCCCAAGAUCCUCUGCCUUGCCAUUUCAAGGAUUCAAAUGUCACCAUCAGAGAAAGCUUUCUUCUUCGUCUUCAUGUUCAUUAUCUUUUAAUUUAAUGCGUUGUACUGAUCUCCAUCGAACUAUGACUGUAAAGGCAAUUUCUGGUUCUGCUUCGAGUGCUGAGACAAGUGGUGCAGAUGUGAAAGAAGAGGAAGAAAAAUCUGAAAUCUACAGUCAUAACAUGACAGAAGCUAUGGGUGCUGUUUUGACCUAUAGGCAUGAAUUAGGAAUGAACUACAACUUCAUUCUUCCAGAUUUGAUUGUAGGAUCAUGCCUACAGACUCCUGAAGAUGUUGACAAGCUUCGAAGAAUAGGAGUGAAAACCAUAUUUUGCUUGCAACAAGAUCCUGACUUGGAAUAUUUUGGGGUAGAUAUCACUGCCAUUCGAGAGUAUGCCAAGAAAUGUGGCGACAUUCAACAUUUGCGUGCAGAGAUACGGGACUUUGAUGCAUUUGAUUUGCGGAUACGGCUUCCAGCAGUGGUUAGUAAAUUAUACAGGGCCAUAAACCAAAAUGGAGGCGUGACAUAUAUACAUUGCACUGCUGGACUAGGAAGAGCUCCUGGUGUUGCGAUGGCAUAUAUGUUCUGGGUUCAAGGUUACAAACUUAGUGAUGCUCAUGAUUUGCUUCUGAGCAAGCGCUCAUGCUUCCCUAAGCUCGAUGCUAUAAAAAGUGCAACUGCUGAUAUUCUUACAGGUCUCAGGGGGAGGCUUGUUACUCUCACAUGGAAAGAUAGUAAAUGCACCACAGUAGAAAUUUCUGGACUUGAUAUUGGAUGGGGCCAGAGAAUACCUUUAAAACUUGAUGAGGAAAGAGCCUCAUGGAUUCUCAAGAGGGAAUUAUUGGAAGGAUGCUAUGAGUACAAGUACAUUAUCGAUGGUGAAUGGACAUAUAAUAAACAUGAGCCUGUUACCUCUCCUAACAAAGAUGGACAUGUCAACAAUUAUGUUCAGGUUCUGAAUGAUGACACCAACAGUAUUAGUGCAGCCAUUCGUAAGAGAUUGACUGGCCAUGACCCAGACUUAAUGAGGGAUGAACGGUUAAAAAUACGACAGUUUCUUGAAAAUUGUCCCAAAGAUGAGGAGUAAACUGUAUUAAUGAAAAGAAAGGUACACAAUUCUGCAUGUAAAGAUGUAAUAAAAUGUUUGAAUCAUCAGUAAGCACAUGUAUUAUUUAUCAUGUAAGUUACUGUUAAUGAUAAUAAUUAUCAAUAAAGCGGUUAUGGGUAGACUCUUUUUCCUA
Molecule: messenger RNA, 1419 nt
Organism: Ricinus communis (castor bean)
Lineage: Eukaryota; Viridiplantae; Streptophyta; Magnoliopsida; Malpighiales; Euphorbiaceae
Product: phosphoglucan phosphatase DSP4, amyloplastic
Exons: 14
Coding region: 120-1265 (381 amino acids)
Biological process (GO): starch catabolic process; protein dephosphorylation
Cellular component (GO): chloroplast
Molecular function (GO): starch binding; protein tyrosine/serine/threonine phosphatase activity; carbohydrate phosphatase activity
Source: RefSeq, a predicted model, not a curated record